AUGUCCUUCCUCGGGCUCCUGAGCUACGUUUCGCUGCUGGUGCAGAUAUGCUUCGUAACCGUCUCGAUAGCCGCCGGUCUGUACUACCUAGCCGAGCUAGUCGAGGAAUACACGGUCAUCGCGAAGAAAGUCAUCAGCUGGAUGGUAGCGGUGACUGCCUCACUUUAUGUGAUAUUUAUCUUUACGGAAAACUUCUCCUGGACCAUGCUGCUCUGUGGCCUCGGGGCACAGCUACUACACGGGCUCAUCCUUACCGAUUUCCCGUACGUGCGGUUUCUUUCGCCAGCAUUCAUCAGCGCGGUGUUGCUGCUGAUUGCGAACCAUUACUUUGCCUUCGUCUACUUCCAGCAGCAGUACCAUUCGUUUGCCGAAGUACUGGCGUACUUUACGCUCUGUCUAUGGCUCGUCCCGUUCGCACUGUUUGUAUCACUUUCGGCCAACGAUAAUGUGCUGCCAACGAGCAACGAACGGACACAUUUACUCGGUGGUAAUGACGAUUUAGUAACGAAUUACUUUUCCAGUCGGAAAAAGAUGGGACUGCUUUCGUUGUUUAGCUACGCAAAGGAAAGCCUGUUGCCGCAGCGCAACAAGAAAGCAUUUUAAUCGGUGCCGGUAAACGUCGGUAGACGUGU
This is a messenger RNA of Anopheles maculipalpis, 632 nucleotides long. Its product is annotated as protein TEX261. Gene Ontology annotation, cellular component: COPII-coated ER to Golgi transport vesicle; endoplasmic reticulum membrane; Golgi membrane. The coding region runs from base 1 to 603 and encodes 200 amino acids. Gene Ontology annotation, molecular function: COPII receptor activity. NCBI's taxonomy places the organism in Eukaryota, Metazoa, Arthropoda, Insecta, Diptera, Culicidae. The record is from RefSeq and is a predicted model, not a curated record. Gene Ontology annotation, biological process: endoplasmic reticulum to Golgi vesicle-mediated transport. The transcript is spliced from 4 exons.